AUGUCGCUCACAAUUUCGGAGCGCAGGAGGUUGUCCAACUUCUGUAGCCUUUCCGCCUUUGCUCUCUAUUACUACAACUUCCUCCUUACAUUUCCAGAUGAAGUGAGAGUCGUGUGGCGUCGUCGACUGUCCGUUCCGAACGUCCUGUACAUUCUGAUACGCUACUCGACCCUGGUGUAUGUUGUGAUCAUAGUUGCCUACCUAGCGGUGGAUUUUGGAUGCAAUACGUUUGUCGGUUCCUUCGCUGCUGUGCGCUCACGCUAA
Molecule: messenger RNA, 264 nt
Organism: Fibroporia radiculosa
Lineage: Eukaryota; Fungi; Basidiomycota; Agaricomycetes; Polyporales; Fibroporiaceae
Exons: 3
Coding region: 1-264 (87 amino acids)
Source: RefSeq, a predicted model, not a curated record